Phascolarctos cinereus (koala) is the source of this 1816-nucleotide messenger RNA. RefSeq names its product endothelin 2 (gene EDN2). Gene Ontology annotation, biological process: regulation of vasoconstriction; intracellular calcium ion homeostasis; vein smooth muscle contraction. The record is from RefSeq and is a predicted model, not a curated record. NCBI's taxonomy places the organism in Eukaryota, Metazoa, Chordata, Mammalia, Diprotodontia, Phascolarctidae. Gene Ontology annotation, cellular component: extracellular region. Gene Ontology annotation, molecular function: hormone activity; endothelin B receptor binding.
AGAGUGACAGGUGGCUGCCGCCAGCCCAGCCUGCCAGCCGCGCUUUCUCCCUACAGAUAUCUCGCUCCUGGUCCCGUUCCUGAGUUCGCCAUGGUCAUCCCUUCUGCCCGCUGGUGCUCCGUGGCGCUCACCCUACUGUUCGUCCUGCACGAAGGGAAGGGCCAUCUGCCUCAGGGAUCCGCGCCUGCCGCAGAAGCCCAAAGCAGCCACUUGCGCAUCAAGAGAUGUUCCUGCAACAGCUGGCUGGACAAGGAAUGCGUCUACUUUUGCCAUUUGGACAUCAUCUGGGUGAACACACCAGGACAGACCACUCCUUACGGCCUGGGAAACCCGCCAAGGCGCCGCCGCCGCCGAGCCCUGAGCAGAUGUGAGUGUGCCAGCUCCAGAGACCACACCUGUGCCACCUUCUGUCACCUUCCCCAGCCAAGGUACCUGGCUAAGCCAAAGAUGCCCUCCCACAGUGGGCCUUCAACAACACCUCUGCUUCCAGAUACAAGGGCAGAUGCAGGCAGCCGGCUCCUCAGGGCACUACGGGACAUUGCCAGAUCUCAGGCCCACUUUACUCAGUGGCAGCGCAAGUCUCCUAAAGGUUCCAGACCCAAUCUGCUGUCUCAGAGGAGGAAGCGAUAAAAAAAAAGAAGAAGAAGAGAGCAGCAUUGGCCUGAAGAACCCCAGGCUCCCAAGGACUUCCAAGCUCCUGGCCCAGUUAGAUGCAGAAAGGAAGAAGUUGGAGGAGCAGUGUGUGGGCAUGUGGGAGCAUGGAGCCAGGCAUAGACGGUGGAGACAAUGUUGGACACUGGUCACCCUGGCUCUCCACCUCCAACAUGAUGCUGCUGCUGGGACCGGCAGGGUCUCGUGGGGACCCUACAAUGUCUCACUAAACCUGGGCAACUCUUAGAGGGGUCCAUGGUGGACCAUGCAAACUCAUGGGGUACAUACUUGGACAGUUUGGCCUGGAAGCCCAAAGUCAGCCCACCCCAGGUCCGGACUGCGGCAGGAAAGCCUGCCCUGGAGUGUUAUUUCUCCUCCUUGCUCUUCUUCCAAUGUUUCUCGUCAGCCAAGAUGCUUUUCUGCCCUGUGUUCCUUCUUUCAUUCCUUCAAAGGACCAUAUGAUAUAAUGGAGGAAGCACUGCUGUGGAAUCAGAGGAUCCUGGGUUCAAAUCCUGGCUCUGCUACUUGCUAACUGUGUGACUUUUGGGCAAGUUCCAUUCCCUCCUUGGCCUCCAGCUUCUUCUGAAACAUCAAGGGUGGGGGGUGGAGUUUGGACCAGAUAACCUCUAAGGUCCCUUUUAGUCUUAGAUCUUCUAUCCUACUGAGGACCUACUAUGUGCCAGGCUGUACAGUGGGAGACAUAGAUCUAGGUAUGAGACUGUGAUCACCAGGAGUGUACUGCCCUCUCUGGUCUAAGCAGAACUUGCUUCCAUCCUGAUGGAUUCAGUCCUAGCUAUAUGUCUUUAUUGAGAGAACAAGAGAGAGAGAGAGAGAGAGAGAGAAAGCAAAAGCAUCACAGAGGCUGAAUGAAGUCAGAUCGGGGAGGUAACUGCAGCAUCGGCCCAGAACAUGCCUGACACUCACCAGCAGCAGUAACAGCUGCCUAUUCUAGGCCCCUUUCCCCCUUCACCAGGGGCAGCUGGUCUCAGCAGAGACUGAACAUGAAGCCCAGGGCUGCCCUCUGAGACUCCGUUUAAAGGAAUGGAGCCCACAUUUCAUCCUCUCCAUCUGUGUGUUCUUUGAAAAAUUUGAAGGAGGCUGGUAGUGCAAAAUACUGGGUACCAAAGUCACCCCCCACCCCGAGCCAGGAGGCCUUACUUGUCGA